AUGGCGCCUUCUUUCGACCACCUCCGCGAGGCCGACCUUGACGACGACGAGUUCAACGAGGAUGAUAUUGAUAUCUCCGAUCUGCGAGAACGAUUUGAAGUUUCACUGGAGCAAGGAUAUGACAGCUUCGUCGUCAUUGAUGGCCUACCUCAGGUCACAGAGGAGCAGAAGCCCAAGCUGGUCAAGUUCUUGUUGAAGAAGCUCAACACUGUCGGCAAGGCACGAGAGGACUCGGUACACAUGCCCAUGGGCGACGAUGGAAAGUCUCUUCGAUUCGCUUUUGUUGAAUACUCCUCACCCGCCGAGGCUGCCGCCGCUACUCGCCAGCUCGAUCUUACCCCCCUCGACAAGAAGCACACUCUUCGCGUCAACAAGUUCACCGAUAUCGAGCGAUAUGGACGAGAAGGUCGCAUUGACGAGACCUACCAACCCCCUCACAUCGACGAGUUCACCGAGAAGGAGCAUCAGCGAUGGUUCCUCAAGGACCCCUCAGGCCGCGGCCGUGAUCAGUUUGUCAUGUUCCGCGACGAGAACGUUGGCGUCUACUGGAACAACGAGAAGGACCAGCCCGAGAACAUCGUUGAGCGACAACACUGGACUGAGACAUUUGUUCAGUGGUCUCCUCUAGGAACAUACCUCACCUCCGUCCACGCCCAAGGUGUUCAGCUCUGGGGCGGCCCUUCGUGGGCAAGACAAGCCCGAUUUGCCCACCCCUUUGUGAACCUUGUCGCUUUCUCUCCUGGUGAGAAGUACAUCGUCACAUGGUCCAACCGCCCUAUCUCUAUCCCCGACGAGGGCCACCCUGCUCUCUCCAUCGACGACCACGGCAAGAACUACGUUAUCUGGGAUAUCGCGACCUGCUCCCCUCUUCGAUCUUUCGCUAAUCUCGAACCCCCGAAGGUGGAGGAUGGCAAGCCCCCGCCUAAGAUGCAGUGGCCUGCCUUUAAGUGGUCGUCCGACGAUAAGUACGUCGCCCGCCUCAACCCUGGCCAGUCCAUCUCCGUCUACGAGCUCCCCCGUAUGAACCUUCUCGACAAGACUUCUAUCAAGAUUGAUGGUGUUGUGGACUUUGACUGGGCUCCCGCCACCCCCAAGCGUGAUAGUAUCAAGGAAUACGAGCAGCUUUUCUGCUACUGGACUCCCGAAAUCGGCAGCAACCCCGCAAAGGUCGGACUUAUGAGCAUUCCCUCAAAAGAGGUCGUCCGAUCCCUGAACCUCUUCAGUGUUAGCGAUGCUAAGCUUCACUGGCAAUCCGACGCCGCCUACAUUUGUGUCAAGGUCGACCGUCACUCCAAGUCCAAGAAGUCUCAGGCCACCACACUUGAGAUUUUCCGCGUCAAGGAGAAGGGUGUUCCUGUUGAAGUUGUCGAUACCAUCAAGGAUACCGUCAUCAACUUCGCUUGGGAGCCCAAGGGUGACAGGUUCGCUAUUAUUUCCACAACCGAGCCUGUGGGCGUCACUGCUGUUCCCCCAAAGACUGCUGUCUCUUUCUUCUGCCCUGAGAAGGCCAAGAAGGGUCAGCAAGUGGGUAACUUCAAGCAUCUCCGAACACUCGACAAGAAGAACAGUAACGCCAUUUACUGGUCACCUCGUGGUCGCUUUGUUGUUAUUGCCACCAUUGCCAACCAGCAGAGCUCUGACCUUGACUUCUUCGACCUCGACUUUGAGGGCGAGAAGCCCGAGGCCGAGAAGGACCUUACUGCCAACCUUCAGGCUAUGAACACUGCCGACCACUACGGUGUUACAGAUGUUGAGUGGGAUCCUUCGGGCCGUUUCGUCGCCUCCUGGGCUUCUGCCUGGAAGCACUCGAUGGAAAACGGUUAUCACAUCUACGAUUUCAAGGGUGAGGCCCUACGAGAAGAGCCCCUUGAGAAGUUCAAGCAGUUCUCGUGGCGUCCUCGACCCGCGACUCUGCUCACCAAGGAGGAGCAGAAGUCUGUUCGCAAGAACCUCCGAGAAUACAGCCGUGUCUUCGAGCAAGAAGAUGCCGACCGUGGUGCCUCUGCCGAUUUGGCUGUUGUUGAAGCUCGCAGACGCAUGCUUGAGGAGUGGCACUCGUGGCGCGAGUCUAUGGAGGCCGACGUGCUGGAAGAGCGCGAGGUUCUCGGCCUACCAAAGGACCCUCAUGCUCCUCUGCUAGAGGCCUACACAAAGUCUUUGGAGGGCACAACAUCAGAGGAGGACCGAGUGAUUGAGGAGAUCGUGGAGGAGGUUCUAGAGGAGAGUGAGGAGAUUCUCGCUUAG
Fusarium sp. VM40 is the source of this 2244-nucleotide messenger RNA. NCBI's taxonomy places the organism in Eukaryota, Fungi, Ascomycota, Sordariomycetes, Hypocreales, Nectriaceae. The record is from the annotation of a GenBank genome assembly.